AUGGAUUCGUAUGAUAGUGAUUCAUCUGGCAUAGAUGAUGUCGGAGCCUACACCGAAACCAACGUACUUCUUGGAUAUGUAGAUGAAGAGGUUUCUGACGAUUCGAUCAGUCACCUUGGCGGCUGGCCGACAUGGCUCGACCCCAAGACCCCACCACCAGGCGACUUCGCCAAAUGUAAAGUCUGCAACAGCCCGAUGCCGCUUCUCCUGCAACUAAAUGGAGAUCUACCGCAACAUUUCCCUCACGAUGAGCGCUGGCUGUAUAUCUUUGGGUGCCCUAAGAAAGCCUGUAACCGGAAACCGGGAAGCAUAAGAGGCUUGCGCAGUGUAAAGAAGCAUAAAAUUGUCAAUUCUUCGCAACAAAUGCAAAAUAACCAACUGAAGAAGAUGGAUCAUGCACCACAGCCUAUGCCAGCAGAACAGGAGAAGCUCAAGCAAGAUCUGGGCGCCAGUCUGUUUGGUGCAGCGCCGUCCAACCAAGGGCAGUCAGCUAAUUUAAAUCCAUUUUCAACCACCUCAUCUCUCAGCCCAGCGAACCCCUUUGCUUCUCUCGACUCUCCCUCCAUCCUCGCCGCAAAGCCCCCUCAAAAGCCUUCUUCCCCUCCUCCAACCACCGAUUCCUUCCCCGAAAGCUUUGCCCAAAAACUCCGUGUCUCCUCCCCACCUCCACCAAAUCCCUCGAAGGGCAUGGCCGGUCCGCCGCUGCCAUGGCCACCCCAAUCUUCAUUCCCAAAGCCUUAUCCUCACUACCACCUCGAUGCAGAAUAUGAAACCCUCUCCCGCCCCUCAACCCCCGCAGUAUCAAACACGGCUGAAAGAAUGGCCAUUGAAGACGAUACAACAGGUGGUGUUGAGCCAAAAGAUACGUUCGAAUCCACCAUGGACAAAUCCUUCCUGCGCUUCUCUACCCGUCUAGGUCAUAACCCGGAGCAAGUCCUCCGCUAUGAAUUUUGCGGGACACCUCUUCUCUACUCAACCAGUGAUGUUGUGGGGAAACUGUUCUCCCACACUUCAUCCUCUGAGAAAUCAUCCCAUAUCAAAGUUGCCAGCAGCCGAACGGGGGGAAAUUACAGUAGAAUUCCCCGCUGCGAGUAUUGUGGGCGCGAACGCGUUUUCGAGGUCCAGCUUACCCCCCAUGCGAUUGCGGUGCUUGAAGACGGACGCGAGGGAAUUGGGCUUGGACCGAACGAUGAUUCGGGGAUGGAGUGGGGGACUGUGAUAUUAGGUGUUUGCGCUGCGAAUUGUGGCUUAGAGCAUGAGGGAUUGUUGGUGUGGAGAGAGGAGUGGGUUGGCGUCCAGUGGGAGGAAUUAGCUGCUGGGAGGUAG
Paracoccidioides brasiliensis Pb18 is the source of this 1326-nucleotide messenger RNA. RefSeq lists its product as uncharacterized. Gene Ontology annotation, biological process: maturation of SSU-rRNA. The transcript is spliced from 2 exons. The coding region runs from base 1 to 1326 and encodes 441 amino acids. The record is from RefSeq and is a predicted model, not a curated record. Gene Ontology annotation, cellular component: cytoplasm.